Molecule: messenger RNA, 285 nt
Organism: Cotesia congregata
Lineage: Eukaryota; Metazoa; Arthropoda; Insecta; Hymenoptera; Braconidae
Source: the annotation of a GenBank genome assembly
AUGGAUUACGAGAAAGAAAUGGGUUUACUCCAAGACGAUAAAGAUCGAAAUUUAAGAACAGAUGCCAAGCCGGAAAAAUGUCGAGAGAUGGAUAAAAGCGCGAGACGUAAGCCCCUACCAGGGAAAGAGGAGAAUUGCGGGGGUGGCAGGGUGGCAGGGUGGCAGGGUGGCUUCAGGGCCGCCAGUCGGGGCUGGGUGAGUAAAAAUCCCAAAGAAGGGAUACUCUGGGUGGUUGUACAGCGCUGUGCGAUCGAGCAGGACGGCAAGAGUUAUUGGGGGUGGUGA